AUGUCUGAAAUUAAGUCACCCAUUUAUUUAAUUGCUAGCGGCGAUUCACGUCUCUCCGCUAAUAAAAAAUGUUGGCCAGCUCAAGAAAAAUUGGAAAAUACUUUAAAAGAAGUUUUCGAGUCACUCGGUCAUAAAAUUGAACGUGCUCAUUCGUAUGACGAGAAAAAGCAGCAUGGUUUCAUUGAUAGUCAACGUUAUGGUAUGACAGUAUUUCAAAACAUUCCUGAAGACGCACCAUUAGUGGUAGCUGAAGCUGUGUGGCAAUAUACACAUCAUGUUCUUGCUGGUCUUACAACGCAUAGAGGACCAAUUUUAACCGUUGCAAAUUGGAGCGGUGAAUGGCCUGGUCUCGUUGGAAUGUUGAAUUUAAAUGGUUCGUUGACAAAAGCUGGAGUUCCAUACAACACUUUGUGGAGCGUUAAUUUCAAAGACGAUGAUAUUUUCCUUGAAAAAUUAAAAGAAUGGCUUAAAACAUCGAAAAUAACUCAUGAUAUAUCACAUGCAAAAUCGCUAGAUUUAUUUAAGUUGCCUCAAGAUGCAAACGACUUGGGUUCAUCCGUUGCACAGAACUUACUGAAAAAAAAAGCAAUCAUGGGUGUUUUCGAUGAGGGAUGUAUGGGAAUGUAUAAUGCCAUUGUUCCUGAUGAAUUAUUGCAUCGUAUUGGAAUAUUCAAAGAACGACUCAGUCAGUCAGCAUUAUAUCACGAAGUUAUGGAAACCCCGGAUGAAGAAGCACGACAGACUUAUACAUGGUUAAAACGAAAAGGCAUGCAAUUUGUUCUUGGAGAUAAUGAAAACGAUCUAACAGAAGAGCAGAUUUUAUUACAGUGUAAAAUGUAUAUAAGUGCCGUACGUCUCGCGAAUGAUUUUGGAUGCGAUCUGAUUGGAAUUCAGUAUCAACUAGGGUUGAAAGAUUUACUUCCUGCCUCGGAUCUUGCUGAAGGAUUGUUGAACAAUGUUGAUCGUCCACCGGUGCAGAAUCGCAAGAGAACACACGUUCUGUUUGAAAAUGAAGCUGUCGUCCAUUUCAAUGAAGUGGAUGAAUGUGCUGGUCUCGACGCUUUGAUAACAAAUCGGAUUUGGAAAGGUCUUGGUUUCUCACCUGAAACAACCUUACAUGAUCUUCGAUAUGGCGAAGAUUAUAAUGGUGAUUUCAUUUGGGUAUUUGAAAUUAGUGGUGCUGUACCACCCGAACAUCUAGAAGGUCAAUAUAAAGGAUCGACAAGUGAACGACAGCCGCCAAUGUAUUUUCAUAAAGGUGGUGGAAGUCUCAAAGGUGUUAGUAAGCCGGGUGAAAUUGUUUGGUCUCGUGUAUUUAUCGAAGAUGGUCGUUUAAAAGCUGAUAUUGGUCGCGCAAAAGUUGUUAAAUUACCUCGAGAAGAAACGGAGCGUCGAUGGCAGAUGACAACGCCUCAAUGGCCUAUCAUGCAUGCUCUUUUGUACGGGAUUAGUCGUGAUCAGAUGAUGGCAAAACAUAAAGCAAAUCAUAUUCAAGUUGCAUAUGCACCGAAUGCAGAAGGAGCACAAAAGGCGUUGGCAGCAAAAGCGGUGUGUUUUCGUAUGCUUGGCUUAGAUGUGAAUAUAUGUGGUACGGAGAGUGGUCUUGUUUAUUAA
This is a messenger RNA of Didymodactylos carnosus, 1614 nucleotides long. NCBI's taxonomy places the organism in Eukaryota, Metazoa, Rotifera, Eurotatoria, Philodinida, Philodinidae. The record is from the annotation of a GenBank genome assembly.